Lagenorhynchus albirostris (white-beaked dolphin) is the source of this 6056-nucleotide messenger RNA. It is a transcript of the gene PCDH7, whose product is annotated as protocadherin 7. Gene Ontology annotation, biological process: homophilic cell-cell adhesion. Gene Ontology annotation, molecular function: calcium ion binding. Bases 1037 to 4288 code for a protein of 1083 amino acids. Gene Ontology annotation, cellular component: plasma membrane. The record is from RefSeq and is a predicted model, not a curated record. NCBI's taxonomy places the organism in Eukaryota, Metazoa, Chordata, Mammalia, Artiodactyla, Delphinidae. The transcript is spliced from 2 exons.
CAGCGCUGCAGAUCCCAGUGCUCUGACAUGCGGGCCGAAUGCAGGUGAGGAAAGGCACAGACUCUGCGGCUGCGAACCCAAACUUGGGCACCGCGCGGUGCGCACUGCUCAGCCUUCACCCCCGCGGGCGAAAGGCUGCUGCGGUUUCAGGCGGCGGCUUCGUGACUAAUGACCUUGCGCAGAGUUGUUAAGAAAAAAAGAGAAACCCGAGCUCUCUGGGGUGAGAAGGGACUGACUAUCUGGGCGUCCCUGAAGAUGGCUCUGGCUGCUCUUCCGCGCGCGGGGGGAACCCUGAAGCGGACCGCUGUGUGACUCGUGUCGUCUCCACUGCACGGUGCCCGAAGCGACCUGCCGGGAUUUUUCAUUCUCGAUCUGUUGAUUGGCUCCGCCGCUGCCUGAGCGGAGUCGGAGUUGAGACUGGCUUGUUGCUAGCCCUAGCACCUCGUGCAGGAAGCGACUCACGUUUGCCGGGGCAGCCGGAGCAGAAGCUGGGUCUGGAGUGAGUGGCUGGAACGUGAAUUGGACGCAACUCGAGUAGCAGCAAAGACGAGCGGGGUUGGCAGGCGGGGAGGCUGCAGGCUCGCUCCCCGCUGCUUCCCGGCUCCACCGCCGGCCUGACAGACCGGUUCCGGCCCCAUCCGACAGAGCGGGGACGGGAGCCCGGGAUCCUCUGCGCGUUGCGGUGAUGACUCUGCGGGGGCGGGGGGCGGGCUCCGAGUCCGCGGCGCUCAGUGUCCCGUGAACUGUGAGUACUGCGACUGAACGGCGGCUGGCGAGCGGGCGAUUAGCACCCAUUGCAUGAAUUAUGAAACAAUAACUUUAGGAGGAAGCAGGAGGAAAAAAAAGAAGGAUCUUUCGCUGGUCCCCCCUGGCCGACUCUGGACGUUGCUCUUGCCCCCUCCCUUUUCUCCCUCUCGCUUCUUCCCUUCACAGAGAGGGGAGAGGACUGGGAGGAGGGCAGGCGACCGGCCCCGGAGCAGGGGGGCGUCUAGGGGGCCGUGAUUAGAAGGAGCAGUAGCAGCAGCAGCAGGAGAAGAUGCUGAGGAUGCGGACCAUGGGAUGGGCGCGCGCCUGGUGCCUGGGCUGCUGUCUCCUCUUGCCGCUCUCGGUAAGCCUGGCGGCCGCCAAGCAACUCCUCCGGUACCGACUGGCCGAGGAGGGCCCAGCAGACGUCCGCAUCGGCAACGUCGCUUCGGACUUGGGCAUCGUGACCGGCUCCGGUGAGGUGACUUUCAGCCUCGAGUCGGGCUCGGAGUACCUGAAGAUCGACAACCUCACCGGCGAGCUGAGUACCAGCGAGCGGCGCAUCGACCGCGAGAAGCUACCCCAGUGUCAGAUGAUCUUCGACGAAAACGAGUGCUUCCUGGACUUCGAGGUAUCGGUGAUCGGGCCCUCGCAGAGCUGGGUGGACCUGUUCGAGGGUCGGGUCAUCGUGCUCGACAUCAACGACAACACGCCCACCUUCCCGUCGCCCGUGCUCACGCUCACGGUGGAGGAGAACCGGCCAGUGGGCACUCUCUACCUGCUGCCCACUGCCACCGACCGUGAUUUCGGCCGCAACGGCAUCGAACGCUACGAGCUGCUUCAGGAACCCGGGGGCGGCAGCAGCGGCGGCGAGGGCCGGCGCGCCGGGCCUGCAGACAGCGCCCCCUACCCCGGGGGCGGCGGGAACGGCGCGAGCGGCGGCGGCCCGGGUGGUUCCAAGAGGCGGCUGGACGCACCAGAGGGCGGCGGCGGGACCAGCACCGGCGGCCGCAGCAGCGUGUUCGAACUGCAGGUGGCUGACACCCCGGAUGGCGAAAAGCAGCCGCAGCUGAUCGUGAAGGGGGCGCUGGACCGCGAACAGCGAGACUCCUACGAGUUGACCCUGCGUGUACGCGACGGUGGCGACCCGCCUCGCUCCUCCCAGGCCAUCCUGCGGGUACUUAUCACAGACGUGAACGACAACAGUCCCCGCUUCGAGAAGAGCGUGUACGAGGCUGACCUGGCGGAGAACAGCGCCCCGGGGACCCCCAUCCUGCAGCUGCGUGCCGCCGACCUGGACGUGGGGGUCAACGGGCAGAUCGAGUACGUGUUCGGGGCGGCUACCGAGUCCGUGCGGCGCCUGCUGCGCCUCGACGAGACGUCCGGCUGGCUCAGUGUCCUGCACCGUAUCGACCGCGAGGAAGUGAACCAGCUGCGCUUCACCGUCAUGGCCCGCGAUCGCGGGCAGCCCCCCAAGACCGACAAGGCCACGGUGGUCCUUAAUAUCAAGGACGAGAACGACAAUGUGCCGUCCAUUGAAAUCCGCAAGAUCGGGCGUAUCCCACUAAAGGACGGGGUGGCCAACGUGGCCGAGGACGUUCUGGUCGACACUCCCAUCGCCCUGGUACAGGUGUCUGACCGAGACCAAGGCGAGAACGGAGUGGUCACCUGCACCGUGGUGGGCGAUGUGCCCUUCCAACUCAAGCCGGCCAGUGACACAGAGGGCGACCAGAACAAGAAAAAGUACUUCCUGCACACCUCGGCCCCUUUGGACUAUGAGACCACCCGGGAGUUCAACGUGGUCAUAGUGGCGGUGGACUCGGGCAGUCCCAGCCUCUCCAGCAACAACUCCCUGAUUGUCAAGGUGGGAGACACCAAUGACAACCCGCCCGUCUUCGGUCAGUCGGUGGUGGAGGUAUAUUUUCCCGAGAACAACAUCCCUGGCGAGAGGGUAGCCACGGUGCUGGCGACAGACGCAGACAGCGGGAAAAACGCUGAAAUCGCCUACUCGCUGGACUCUUCCGUGAUGGGGAUCUUUGCCAUCGACCCAGAUUCUGGGGACGUCCUCGUCAAUACGGUGCUGGACCGCGAGCAGACUGACAGGUAUGAGUUUAAAGUUAACGCCAAAGACAAAGGCAUCCCGGUGCUACAGGGCAGCACCACAGUGAUUGUGCAGGUGGCUGACAAGAAUGACAAUGACCCUAAGUUUAUGCAGGACGUCUUUACCUUUUAUGUGAAAGAAAACUUGCAGCCCAACAGUCCCGUGGGAAUGGUCACAGUGAUGGAUGCUGACAAGGGGCGCAAUGCGGAGAUGAGUCUGUACAUAGAGGAGAACAGUAACAUUUUUUCCAUUGAAAAUGACACGGGGACCAUUUACUCCACAAUGUCUUUUGACCGGGAACAUCAGACCACAUACACAUUCAGAGUCAAGGCUGUGGAUGGGGGAGAUCCUCCCAGAUCCGCAACAGCUACAGUCUCUCUCUUUGUGAUGGAUGAGAAUGACAAUGCCCCCACAGUUACCCUUCCCAGAAACGUUUCCUACACUUUACUGCCACCUUCAAGUAAUGUCAGGACAGUAGUAGCUACGGUGUUGGCAACAGACAGCGAUGAUGGCAUCAAUGCAGACCUUAACUACAGCAUUGUGGGAGGGAAUCCCUUCAAGCUGUUUGAGAUUGAUUCCACCAGUGGUGUGGUUUCCUUAGUGGGAAAACUCACCCAAAAGCAUUAUGGCUUGCACAGAUUGGUGGUGCAAGUGAAUGAUAGUGGGCAGCCUUCCCAGUCUACCACGACUCUGGUGCAUGUGUUUGUCAAUGAAAGUGUUUCUAAUGCAACUGUGAUUGACUCCCAGAUAGCCAGAAGUUUGCACACCCCACUCACCCAGGAUAUAGCCGGUGACCCAAGCUAUGAAAUAAGCAAACAGAGACUCAGUAUUGUCAUUGGGGUUGUUGCUGGAAUUAUGACGGUGAUUCUAAUCAUCUUAAUUGUAGUGAUGGCAAGAUAUUGCCGGUCCAAAAAUAAAAAUGGCUAUGAAGCCGGCAAAAAAGAUCACGAAGACUUUUUUACACCGCAACAGCAUGACAAAUCUAAAAAGCCUAAAAAGGACAAGAGAAACAAAAAAUCUAAGCAGCCUCUCUACAGCAGCAUUGUCACUGUAGAAGCUUCUAAACCAAAUGGACAGAGGUAUGAUAGUGUCAAUGAGAAGCUGUCAGACAGCCCAAGCAUGGGCCGAUACCGAUCAGUUAACGGUGGGCCUGGCAGUCCUGACCUGGCCAGGCAUUACAAAUCUAGUUCCCCAUUGCCUACUGUCCAGCUUCACCCCCAAUCACCAACUGCAGGAAAAAAACACCAGGCCGUACAAGAUCUACCACCAGCUAACACAUUUGUGGGAGCAGGAGACAACAUUUCAAUUGGAUCAGAUCACUGCUCUGAGUACAGCUGUCAAACCAAUAACAAGUACAGCAAACAGGUGGAUACAGUGCAGACCACGAAACCCCCUGGCCACAUUGAGGAAUCGUGUAAAAUGAAUGUAUGUGCUCGUAAGUGAAAUACAUGUAAUGUUCCAACUCAAUGUGUUGGAUCGUAAUAGACCUGGAUUUGUCUUGUGUAAAAAGAAAUCGAUUCCCAAGGGGCAGGACCACUAGCUGAUUAAAAUGAAGCUCUGAUUUUGAAGAAAACAAAAAUGGCUUUAAAUUACAAUCUCUGCAAAAAGGAAUCAAACUAUAAUUUGCAACCAACUGAAAAAGAAAAUCAAGCUCUCAUACGGAAUAAAGAAGGGAUGUGAGAGAGGUUUUGCAAUCUUAUCAAUUACUGUGCAGAAACAGAAUGAAAUAUCAUCAUACUCAAGAGUAUGAAAAUAACAGAAAAUCCCUUUCCUUCAGUUUGCACUUGAAUGGACUCAAGCAAAGAAUGGAGAUCUGUAUCCUGUUACUGUUUAUGGUUAAUAAGGUGGAGAUUAAUAUAGAUGUGAUUUCAUUUGUCUUGCUUGAACUAAUUGGAUGCAUUAUGUAGAAAUCACCUGAGGCUGUGCUAGAUCAACAAAGAAAAUGGAAGGAUAUACCUCAGGACUGAAUUCCGCGAAAAUUAGAUUGUUCAAGGCUAUUUCAUAAGGCACAAAGAAGAAAUACUACUGCCAAUCAGGGAAAGUGAGAAACUAGUGGACAUGAGAGAAAAUAAAAUUCAGGUCAGUCUGAUACUUGUUGAAACAUAAUUUAUUAUGAUGUAAAAGUAGAAGCUCACAAUAUAUCUCACAGAUACUUUACACAAUUUCUGAUUGAAUUUAGGGUAAACUCUGUAAGUGUUAAAGGAAUGUAUGGCCAUUAUUUAAUAGGAAACUGGCUUUUAAAAUUUGUGGUCCUAUGCAUUUAUGUAUGCAGAGGAGGGCUUUUUAGAUUUUGUUAAAAAUGAAUUGCAUGCAGGAAGCACCUCUUUGCAUUAUAGUUACUUACUCUACUGAAGAUACUGUAUAAAGUAUAAUUUUUGUAUGGGUGUGAGUGUAUACGUAUGCAUUUGUGUGUGUGUGUAUAAGUGGGAGGAGGUAAAAUUUAAUGAUUGACAUUUGCACUUUGGUUUGUUACCUAGAAUGUAAAGAGGUGAGUAAACCGUCUUAAGCCAUUUCGUAUGUGCCAUGAUCAUUAUUAAAAAUUAUUAUUCACAAAGGAAACAAUUCUGAAGAUAGAAUGACUACUGCAAAGGUUCUCCAAUUAAGUAUGAUAUUUAAUGCAAUUGAGCCAUUUAAAUUAAAAUGGUACCACUGUCUGGAAAUAAUAAAGAGUAGGCUCUUGUGAAAUCAGUUUGAAGACAGUUGGAAAGUCAUACUAUAUUCCUUAAGGUCUCCACUCAGUGACAGAGAAUGUGAAUCACAGAUUCUCUUAGAAUAGAUGAGACUGGGGAAAUAUUUGUGGUCUAACUAUAACUUUUUAACCUACCAAUAAGUUACAUAUGUUUUUUCCCCAUUUUUCUUCAGUGUAAAUUAUAUAACAAGUGAUCAUAUAUUAACAUAGAAAAAUAGUAAGUAUUUAAAACAGAUUGACAUAUUUUUUGAGGUCACCAUGUGCCAUAAUAAUUUUGAAACUAUUGUUCUCUGGUAUUUGUAUUCAUUUCUCUUUAUCUUACCCUUUAACUUUAUAGUUGAAAUUUUUACCUUUUCUUUCUACGUGACAAUCAACUGAAGCUGGUACCCUAUCUAUAUUAUUGCAGGGAUUUUUGUCUUUAUUUAUGCUAUUAUAAUAAAUUAUAAGUCUACAAACUGUAUAAUUCUAUUGUAUUGAAUAUUUUUCUGUGACCAAAAUAAUAAAAAAGGCUACUUUAUAAAA